UCUUUUCUCACCUUUUCACUGUUUCCUUCGAGUGAAAGCUACCGUUUUUUGUAUUCUCAUAUAAUUGAUACUUUUUACGCUGUUGUUUUAUGUUCUGCAACACCCAAUGCACUGUAAAUAGAACGCUGAAAGCCAUAGUCUCGACACGAAGCUGUUCUAGAUGACUUUUCAACAGUUUGAUUAUGAGAAACAAAGUCCCGAUGAAGCUUUGUUCGUUCUACAACAACAAGGAAAAGAUAUCAAUUUAUUCGAUUACCACGAGAUCCCGUACUUCUUAAGAGGAAAUGUUUACGUCACGAAUGGCUACCGAGCUUAUUUGCCGGUGCGGAUGUGCAUUAAAAGCCUGUUUGUCUGGUCAAAUGAAACCAUCAAUAUAUGGACACACCUUCUUGGAUUCCUUGUGUUUUCCUUCUUGUUUCUUUACAACAAUAUUGUUGUGUUACCACAUAUAAAGGGAGCCACAAUAGCAGAUCAUAUGGUAUUCUCUGCAUUACUUAUUGGCUUUCAGAUCUGUUUAUUGUGUUCCACUGGCUAUCAUUUGUUCAACUGUCAUUCAGAGAAGAUAUUUCAUCGCUGGUUUUCACUUGACUUGGCUGGAAUAUCUAUAGGGCUGUGUUCAUGUUACAUACCAGCUGUUUACUAUGCCUAUUACUGCCAUGUGGGUUUGCAAACAUUAUACCUGAUUGGCGUUGGAAUACUCACGACAAUUACAUUAACUCUCCAAUUCCACCCUCGCUUCUUAUCCUCUGUCUGGGCGACAAGAAGGCUGUCACUAUUCUGCUGCUUGGUCGCUUACGGCGUGGUGCCGUCUGUACACUGGGCUUACCUUUCUGGAGGAUGGGACCAGCCAGUAGUCCAGAUUUUUAUACCAAAGGUCAUAGUGAUGUAUGUUCUUGGAGUUCUUGCACUAGUGUUUUAUGCUCUUAAGGUUCCUGAGAGAUAUUUUCCAGGUAAAAUGAACUUUAUCGGAUCGAGUCACCAGUGGUGGCAUUUGCUGAUACUAGCGGCAUUCUACUGGUGGUACCGCUCCAAUCUCAUCUAUUUGGACUACAGAAGUACCAACCAAUGUACAGAUCCACGGCAGAUAUCCGCGGUCAAUGUUCUGUAGAAAGAAGUCUGCGUUUUCUCGUGAUAAACUCGAUAGGCGGUUUGAACUAAGAAAUCACGUGAUUUUGGGUGGCAAACUGCCCCGUGCGCUUCGGCUUUUGGGCGGGCGAAUCAGCUAGGCAGGUUCUUUGUCAGAAAGGGCUUAUUUUAUUUGUUUGUCACUCUCUGGCCUUACGGGCGCAAGCCAUUUCUAAAUUUUGGUUUGAAUUCGCCACUCAGAGUCACGUCAAGUUAGUGCAAGUCUAAGGAGGUGUGAAAUAGUAACUUAAUGAGGGAGCAGGAAGAACUAUAAAAGAGAAAGGUUGGGUGUCGUGAUUGAUGGGCGUAAUAGAGGGAGGCGGAUCUUUUAGGUUCGUUAUUCGUGGGAUUGGUCAAGAAUUCUCUGAGUAAUAGGAAGCGGGGACCAGGUUCUUGGGGCAUUUGUCGAGGUUUCGUGAUCAAACGUGGUGUAAUUCUGAAUCCUCUAUAAUGACAUGAAAAUAGUGAAUAAUAAAAUAAAAUAGUAUACGCUAUGUUAUUUAUUGAUUAGGAAUUAAAUAAAUUUGAAAAUUUUG
Molecule: messenger RNA, 1661 nt
Organism: Nematostella vectensis (starlet sea anemone)
Lineage: Eukaryota; Metazoa; Cnidaria; Anthozoa; Actiniaria; Edwardsiidae
Product: progestin and adipoQ receptor family member 3
Exons: 6
Coding region: 161-1108 (315 amino acids)
Cellular component (GO): membrane
Molecular function (GO): signaling receptor activity
Source: RefSeq, a predicted model, not a curated record